Messenger RNA from Oncorhynchus gorbuscha (pink salmon), 1525 nucleotides. Its product is annotated as vesicular glutamate transporter 1-like. Gene Ontology annotation, cellular component: synaptic vesicle membrane; excitatory synapse. The record is from RefSeq and is a predicted model, not a curated record. Lineage: Eukaryota; Metazoa; Chordata; Actinopteri; Salmoniformes; Salmonidae. Gene Ontology annotation, biological process: transmembrane transport; regulation of synapse structure or activity; neurotransmitter loading into synaptic vesicle. Gene Ontology annotation, molecular function: neurotransmitter transmembrane transporter activity; L-glutamate transmembrane transporter activity.
CAUCGAGCUUUCUGCCGAGGGCCGCCCAGAGCUUGUGGAGGAGAAGGAGAUGCCCGUGGUGGACUGCACCUGCUUCGGCCUUCCCCGUCGCUACAUCAUCGCCAUCCUCUCAGGCCUGGGCUUCUGCAUCUCCUUCGGCAUCCGCUGCAACCUGGGCGUGGCCAUCGUCAGCAUGGUCAACGACCACACCGUCUGGAAGGGUAACAAGGAGGUCCUGGUGGCAGCACAGUUCAGCUGGGAUCCAGAGACCGUGGGGAUGAUCCACGGGUCCUUCUUCUGGGGAUACAUCGUCACACAGAUUCCCGGAGGUUUUAUAUGUCAGAAAUAUAAAGCUAACAACGUGUUUGGCUUCGCCAUAGUGGCCACAUCCACUCUCAACAUGCUGAUUCCAUCUGCUGCUCGUACACACUACAGCUGUGUCAUACUAGUCAGGAUAUGCCAAGGCCUCGUCGAGGGCGUAUCUUACCCAGCAUGCCAUGGGAUCUGGGCCAAAUGGCCCCCUCUAGAGAGAAGUCGACUGGCCACAACAGCAUUCUGUGGUUCCUAUGCGGGAGCUGUGGUAGCCAUGCCUCUUGCUGGGGUGUUGGUUCAGUAUGUAGGGUGGCCUUCAGUCUUCUACGUCUAUGGCAGUUUUGGGAUAGCAUGGUAUCUCUUCUGGAUCCUGGUGUCGUAUGAAAGCCCGGCAGCCCACCCCACUAUCACCCCUGAGGAGAGGAAGUACAUUGAGGAAGCCAUCGGAGAGUCAGCAGGUUUUGCCAAUCCUCUACAGAAAUUCAAAACCCCAUGGAGAGCAUUCUUCACGUCCAUGCCGGUGUACGCCAUUAUCGUAGCCAACUUCUGCAGGAGCUGGACUUUCUACCUGCUUCUCAUCAGCCAGCCGGCCUACUUUGAGGAAGUGUUUGGCUUUGAGAUCAGCAAGGUGGGGAUGGUGUCGGCCUUGCCACAUCUGGUGAUGACCAUCAUUGUGCCCAUCGGGGGACAGCUGGCCGACUACCUUAGAACACGCAACAUUAUGACCACCACGAACGUCAGGAAGCUCAUGAACUGUGGAGGGUUUGGAAUGGAGGCCACAUUCUUGCUGGUGGUGGGAUACUCUCACACCAAGGUCAUGGCCAUCUCCUUUUUACUGAGUCAUCGCUGUGGGCUUCUGAGUAACGGAUUUGCCAUCUCAGGUUUCAACGUGAAUCACUUGGAUAUUGCCCCCCGCUAUGCCAGCAUUUUGAUGGGCAUUUCCAACGGAGUGGGCACCUUGUCGGGAAUGGUGUGCCCUCUUAUAGUGGGCGCCAUGACCAAACACAAGUCGCGUGAAGAUUGGCAGGGUGUCUUCCUCAUCGCUUCAGUUGUUCACUAUGGUGGAGUGAUUUUCUAUGGAAUCUUUGCGUCAGGGGAGAAGCAGCCGUGGGCGGACCAGGAGGACACCAGCGAUGAGAAGUGUGGCAUCAUCGACGAGGACGAACUGGCCAAUGAGACGGAAGAGAUGUACCGCACUGGCGCAAUAAAUCAGGAGGACACCAAUAUAAAAUGA